AUGAUUCGACGACGAGGGCAAGAGCCAAAGGAAGAAGAUUCUUCUUCUGAUGAAGAAGAUGCAUUUGCAGCUCUGUCAAAGAAACGCGGCGCAAAACGAUCGAAGCCUUCCAUCGAAUCAUCAUCGAACCAUCACAACCACGAUCCUGCUCCAAAGAUUUCGAGUAUUGAAAAGCCGAAAGAAAGUGUUAAAUCGGUUGCUACUUCUACCAAUGCAAUGGUACUUCCAGGGUCAGUGACGUCUUCCAUGAAGAGGCAUCACAAACCAAACGAUAUGCGCAAGGCCAAGAUGGAUGCACUCUUGGAGGAGCUCGCAGCCGAACAGAUUCAUCGACCCAUUGAGAAAAAAUCACGAUCGCAACGAUUUGUUCCAGAAAAGAAGGGUAGCUAUGUAGACCCUGCAGAGGAGCACUUGACAACCAAUAUCUUUGUUGGAAAUCUGGAUCCGUCGUUAACAGAACAUGAAGUGAGAAGUCUAUUUUCGAAAUUUGGUGAAGUAUAUUCCAUGAAGAUCAUGUGGCCGAGGACCUUGGCGGAAAGGAGUCGAAAUCGACUGACAGGAUUCGUGUGCUUCAUGAAUCGGGCGGAUGCGGAAGCGGCAAUGGAGGAGUGCAAUGAGGCUGACCCCUUCAAUGUAGGACGCCUCAUUAUGUUGCGAUGGGGAAAGAGCGUCAAAAUAUCCGACCACUCGGGCAGUUUUUCAGAACAUAUACGAGUGGAACUCCCUGUUGGUUUGGAAAGAUUUCAUUUCAUUAGUCGCGUUGCAAAGUUUGUGGCUGAUAAUGGAUCCAAAGCUGAAAGUCGAUUGAAGGACAAGGAAUUUGCAAACCCAGCCUUUCGAUUCCUAACGUUCAACGGUUCCAGGCCAGAGCAAAGGCGAGAGCAUCUAUUUUACCGAUGGAGGGUCUACUCCUUUGCUCAUGGUGACAGCUAUUCAGAAUGGAGAACGAAACCCUUUCAAAUGUUCGAGCCUCAUGGUCGGACGUGGAUUCCACCACCAAUUUCCAAGAAACCAGCGGAUGCCUCGAAGCAAAAAGAUCAAAAAGAUGACUCGAAUGACGGGGCCUUUAUGACUGGACGACAAAUCGAACGCGCUAGAGGAGGUGGAAGAAAGGGUGAUCGUGCUGGAGCGGUGGAAGGCCGAGCCGUAUUGAGCAAAAGUGAACUCGAACGUUUUGAUACUUUGAUUCGAAAGCAAUUGACUGUUUCAAGGAAUACAAUCUGCGAAGCAAUGGCAUUUUGUUUCGAGAAAAGUGCUUCGGCGCGGGAAAUCGCGGAGAUGCUGAGGGACUCUUUGGUUGAAGAAGCACCUAGGCUUUCAAUCGACGCCAAGACAGCUCGACUCUAUCUGCUAUCGGAUAUCUUGUUCAACUCCCAACAACCGGGAGUGAGAAAUGCUUUCAUGUAUCGUGAUGCCAUUGAAAAAAUGGCUGCAGAAGUGUUCACAAGUCUUGGACGCUACAAUAGUGGCGAUGGAAGAAUGACAAUGAACAAACUUCGAAUGGCAGUCAAAUCGGUGCUUGGUGCAUGGACCGAAUGGAGUGUCUACAAUCCUACCUUUAUGGAUGAACUAGAAGCAAGAUUCGAAGGGCAAGAAAUCAAGAAGGAAGUCGUGGAGAUUGUAGAGAAAGCUGAUGAACCAGAAGUUGAAGAUGAAACCAAACCAGAGCCUGUUGAAGUAAUUACCACUGCUCCACAAGGAGGUUGGACAAUGCUCAGUGAGGACGCAAAGAGCGAUGCGGCUAAGCGAAAGAAACGAAAAAAAGCCAAGGCCAAGAAGAGUGAUGAAAUAUUGAAUGCACUAGAUUCAGAUGACAAAGUGUCUCCUCAAACGAAUGGUGAAAAGACUCGUAGUGGUAAGUUUGGCAAUUCACCAGUCGAAAUGGAUGGGUCGCCAAUCGAUGCAAACGACAUCGAUGGAGAACCAAUGGACUACGAGAACGAUGAUGGUGAAAUAGCAGAAGAUGAAGGGAAAGAAGAUGACAAUCAAAGUGAAGCUACUGAGUAUGAUGAGCUCGAUGGAGCGCCAUUGACAGACUCUGACCUCGAUGGUGAACCUCUUGAAUAUUUCCCUGGCUUUGGAAAAGAUGACCAAGUCCCACUAGCUCCAGGUGACGGGGUCGAGACCAACAAGGAUGAUAUCGAUGGUGAGGCUAUCGACGGAGAGGCUUUGGAAGACGAAGACACGAAAGGUGACUCCACGGGCUGA
Cylindrotheca closterium is the source of this 2208-nucleotide messenger RNA. The record is from the annotation of a GenBank genome assembly. Lineage: Eukaryota; Bacillariophyta; Bacillariophyceae; Bacillariales; Bacillariaceae.